This is a messenger RNA of Pseudocercospora fijiensis CIRAD86, 1572 nucleotides long. RefSeq lists its product as uncharacterized. The record is from RefSeq and is a predicted model, not a curated record. Bases 1 to 1572 code for a protein of 523 amino acids. Lineage: Eukaryota; Fungi; Ascomycota; Dothideomycetes; Mycosphaerellales; Mycosphaerellaceae. Gene Ontology annotation, molecular function: iron ion binding; monooxygenase activity; oxidoreductase activity, acting on paired donors, with incorporation or reduction of molecular oxygen. The transcript has a single exon.
AUGAUAGCCAACAUUAUCUAUUCAAUCACUCUUCUGAUUCUCGUACGCAUCCUGUACGAGUACACUAUUCGCGAUCGCAAGCUACCGCCAGGUCCCAGACGUUUGCCACUCAUUGGCAAUCUUCACCAAGUGCCCGCUGCUGGUCAGCUGCCAUGGCUGGUAUAUCACCAGUGGGCGAAGGAAUAUGGCCCGAUAUACUCACUCCAACUCGGCGGCACCACAUUCAUCGUCAUAUCUUCUGGAGAAAUUGCACGGGACCUCCUUGAUCGUCGAGGCAGCAGAUACAGCGAUAGACUGGAAAGCGUCAUGGCUGGCGAGAUCCUUACCAAAGGCAAUCACAUCCUACUAAGACCAUACGAUGGAACCUACAGACUACAUCAGAAGAUGGAAGCUCCCGUCCUAAACAGCAAAACUAGUCCUCUCUACGCCCCAGUCCACGAACUCGAAAGCCUACAACUCCUCAAAGACCUACUCUCUACCAACGACUCACACAGCUUCGCAGAGCAUCUCGAGCGCUACAGCAUCUCAAUAAUCUACAGCCUAGCCUACAGUCUCCGAGUCCCCGACUUCACUCACCCAGACGUCGCCACAAUCCACGAAACCCAAGCCCACAUGCUCGACUGUCUCGUACCAGGAAAGUGGCUCGUAGAAGUCAUCCCAGCAAUGAAAUACCUCCCGCGCUGCCUCGCCCCCUGGAGAGUCAUAGCAGAAAACUACCAUCUCAUCGAAAGCAAUCUCCACCUAAAACACAUGGAUUACGGCCUCUCCACCCAAUCCUGGAACUGGACCAAAGAAUUCACAUCUUCACCGCAAGGCACCGACAUGGAACGCUUAGAAAUGGCAUACGACCUUGGAAUUCUCGCCGACGCAGGAAUGGAUACUACAGCAGCAAUCCUCCAAACCUUCGUUUUCGCCGCCGUCACUCAACCUUCUUUCCUCGUUUCCGCACAAAAAGAACUCGACUCCGUCAUCGGCCAACACCGCAUCCCAAUGCUCACCGACAAAGCCAAAUUACCAUAUAUCAUGUCCAUCGUCAACGAGACUUUCCGCUGGCACACCGUCGUCCCCGUCCUCACACCCCACGCCACGAAAGUGGAAGACGAAUCUCACGGCUACCGCAUCCCAGCCGGCUCGUGCGUUUUGGCUCUGCAGUGGAGUAUGAACAUGGACGAAACUUCCUUUCCGGAUCCACAUACCUUCUCCCCUGACCGCUGGCUUGACGGUCUCGACGCCAAAAAAAAGAAAUUCCACGCUUUCGGCUACGGGAGAAGAAUUUGUACGGGCAGACACAUCGCCGAGAAUUCUGCGUUUUUGGUGAUUGCGAGGUUGUUGUGGGCGUUCGAGAUUUUUCCGGGCGAGGAUGGGGAGCAGAUGUAUAGGGAGAGAUUGAAGGCUUUUGUGCCGAGUUUUGUGAGUAAACCGCUGCGGUUUGGUGCGAGGUUUGUGGUUAGGAGUGAGGGGAAGAGGAGGGUGAUUGAGAGGGAGUGGCAGGGUGCGGAGAGGGAUGUUGAUGUUGUUAUGAAUGGGGUUGAGGGGGUUUGGAAGAGGAAACAGGGUGGUGGGAAAGUUUGA